Molecule: messenger RNA, 513 nt
Organism: Lotus japonicus
Lineage: Eukaryota; Viridiplantae; Streptophyta; Magnoliopsida; Fabales; Fabaceae
Exons: 1
Coding region: 1-513 (170 amino acids)
Source: RefSeq, a predicted model, not a curated record
AUGGCUAGACGACAAGAUCAAGCCAUAGCUAAUGCCCUUCAGCGAUUGGCGGAUAUUUUGGAAAGAAAUGAAAAUCAUGUUAAUGGCCGAGCUCAACCUCAAGUACAAGUUGCUAAGGAAGGAGAGUAUCAAGGGUUGAAUAAAUUUUUGAAACGGAAUCCUUCUCAAUUUAAGGGAGGAUACAAUCCUGAUGGAGCUCAUCUGUGGAUAAAAGAAUUGGAAAGAAUUUUUGGAGCUCUUCAGUGCUUAGAGAAUCAAAAAGUCGCUUUUUCGACUUACUUACUAAUAGAGGAAGCUGAGAAUUGGUGGACCCAUGUUAAACAGAGAUUGGAAAAUGAAGGCAAGGAAAUCAAUUGGUUUACCUUCAAGGAAAUCUUCCUGGAGAAAUAUCUUCCUGAGGAUGUAAGAAACAAGAAGGAGAUGGAGUUCUUGGAACUUAAACAAGGAAACAUGUCAGUAGGAGAGUACGCGGCUAAGUUCGAGGAACUAGCUCUUUUCCACCCUCCUAAUUAG